AUGAUUAUCAUCCUUGGUUUAUGCCAGAAACUCUUGACUGUACCCAACACAAAGCCAGCACCAAGCGUGAGAUUGUUCGGACGCGUGCCACAAAGGCCGCCACCGCCGCCCGUGAAUUCAACUGAAUCUCCCGCGUCAUUAUCACACCAUUCCACGACCGAUGAUGUCAGUUCUCGGAACUCGUUUACUUAUCACAGACACUGGGAUGUGAACUGCCCUGUUCUAUUUGCCGGUGACAGUGUUGCUGUUAGAGACACGGCUGAGUCUUUAGCGAGAGAGCGAGCCCGAAACAACGGGUCGCUGCCGGUCCCGAGUGAUGUCGAAGUCCGGCAAUGGACGCAGGACUGUAAAGCGUUUCGCUCCGGUGCGAGAUACCCAACUCACCCCAUGUCCACGGACGAGGCCAAGUUCCCUAUAGCCUACACUAUCAUCACUCACACCACUUCAGCCCAGGUUGAGAGAUUACUCCGUGCGAUCUAUCAACCACAGAACAUUUAUUGCAUCCACCCGGAUCUGAACUCACCACAUGACUUUCAUCGUGCCAUCCGCGGCAUCGCUUCUUGCUUCCCUAAUGUUUUCAUUGCGUCAAAACUAGAAGAGGUGCAGUACGCAGGAUUUACACGUCUACGAGCAGAUCUCAACUGCAUGAAUGACUUAAUAGGCCCUCAGGCGGCGGGCUUCGAUUGGCGUUAUCUCAUCAAUCUCUGUGGACAGGAUUUCCCGCUCAAAACUAAUCUAGAAAUUGUCCGCCAGCUACAAUUUUACAAUGGCACAAAUGAUGUGAAGAGCAUAGUCCCAUAUUACGUCAAAGAAAGAUGGACGUCCUUCCACCAUAUCAUCAAGAACGGAAAAGUGACACAGACAAAGUUCCGCAAAACUCCCCCUCCCCACAACUUCACUGUGUAUAAUGGUAACGCCUACUUUGCAGGAACGCGGCAGUUCAUUGAGUAUGCCCUGAAAGACCGUCAUGCUUUGGACCUGCUUGAGUGGUCAAAAGACACGUAUAGUCCCGAUGAAAACUUCUGGUCGACCCUACACCGCGCCCCAGGCGCACCGGGAGGGUUCCCGGUAAGUUCGUCUCGGCCCGGACACGCCUUUCGCUUUGUGAAGUGGGAAAAUGGCUCGAAACCUGACUGUCUGUACGGUACAAUAGUCCGGCUUGUAUGUAUUUUUGCCAUCGAUUACCUUCAAUAUCUCAGUGCAGCACCGAAUCUCUUUGCCAAUAAGUUUCACUACAGUUUUGAUCCGGUGACGAUUCAGUGUUUGGAAGAGCAGCUUGAUUUCAGAAGUACUCAUCCCCUUGAAUCUAAUCAUUUGCCAAAGUUCCCCACCGAACACAUGAAACGGCCGUGA
This is a messenger RNA of Asterias rubens (European starfish), 1353 nucleotides long. RefSeq names its product beta-1,3-galactosyl-O-glycosyl-glycoprotein beta-1,6-N-acetylglucosaminyltransferase 4-like. Bases 1 to 1353 code for a protein of 450 amino acids. Gene Ontology annotation, cellular component: membrane. The record is from RefSeq and is a predicted model, not a curated record. Gene Ontology annotation, molecular function: acetylglucosaminyltransferase activity. NCBI's taxonomy places the organism in Eukaryota, Metazoa, Echinodermata, Asteroidea, Forcipulatida, Asteriidae. The transcript has a single exon.